AGUAAUUAAGCAGACACAUUAUAACCAAACCAGAAACCAAAGAUCAUUAGAGUUAAAUUAAGAAAAUGGAGGAAUCCAAUGUUGUUACCAAGAACAACCUCAUUACAACUUCUCCUAAAAAAAGUGACGAAGGUGCUCGUGUAUCUGCAAUGCUGCUUAGUACUGCAGUUGUGUACCCUGCAGUUCUGAACGCUGCUAUUGAGCUGAACUUGUUUGAGAUCAUAGCCAAGGCAACACCACACACUUCGUUCAUGUCAUCUCAUGAAAUCGCUUCCAAGCUCCCAAACCAACACCCUGACUUGCCUAAUAGGCUCGAUCGCAUGCUGCGUUUGCUUGCUGGUUAUUCUCUUCUUACCACUUCCACACGCACCACACAACACGGUGCCACCGAGACAGUUUAUGGACUCUCGCAAAUUGGACAAUACUAUGCUCCUGAUGCAGCUACAGGCUACUUCGCUUCAUUCGCAUCCUUUCUCUCUUGUCCUGCGCUCUCACCACUUUGGCCGAAUUUCAAGGAAGCAGUGGUUGAUCCAGACGUUGAUCUAUUCAAGAAAGUUCAUGGGGUAACAACGUACCAGUAUAUGGAAAAGGAUCCAAAAAUGAACCAAAUGUUUAACAGGACUGUGGCAGAUUUGUGUGCAACAGAUAUGAUUAGAAUACUUGAAAUAUAUACUGGAUUUGAGGGAAUAUCAAGGUUGGUUGAUGUAGGAGGUGCACAUGGACAAAGCCUCAAAAUGAUAAUCUCCAAAUACCCUUCAAUUAAAGGGAUUAAUUUUGAUCUGCCCCACGUUAUUGAGAAUGCACCACUGCUAUCAGGGGUUGAGCAUGUUGGGGGAGAUAUGUUUGCAAGAGUUCCAGAGGGUGACGCCAUGAUACUAAAGUCUGUGUUGCACAACUGGUCUGAUGAGAAGUGCGUAGAAAUUUUAAGCAAUUGUCACAAAGCACUGUCUGGAAAUGGGAAGGUGAUUAUUCUGGAGAUCAUAAUGCCAGAAGAACCAGAAGCAACCGAAGAAUAUAAGCUUUUUUCCUCCGUCGACAACCUAAUGUUUAUCACAGCAGGUGGAAAGGAAAGAACUGAGAAACAGUACGAGAAUUUGUGCAAGCUCGCUGGUUUUUCAAAAUUUCAUGUUGCUUGUCCUGCCUCCUCUGGUCCGGGAGUGAUGGAAUUCUACAAAUAAGUUAAUUGACAAUAGUUGAGGAUGUUAAUUAGAGUAAAAGUGUGAAGAUCAAACAAUAAAGUCUUCCAUGUGAGGUGUGGGGCCACAUUCUUGUCCGCUUUCCAUUUUCAUGUGAUGUAUUGUCUGCAGUGCACUUAAAAUAAUUUGGAUUUCAUGUCUUAA
This is a messenger RNA of Vigna unguiculata (cowpea), 1340 nucleotides long. RefSeq names its product isoliquiritigenin 2'-O-methyltransferase-like. The record is from RefSeq and is a predicted model, not a curated record. Gene Ontology annotation, molecular function: protein dimerization activity; O-methyltransferase activity. NCBI's taxonomy places the organism in Eukaryota, Viridiplantae, Streptophyta, Magnoliopsida, Fabales, Fabaceae.